Molecule: messenger RNA, 210 nt
Organism: Clunio marinus
Lineage: Eukaryota; Metazoa; Arthropoda; Insecta; Diptera; Chironomidae
Source: the annotation of a GenBank genome assembly
AUGAAACAGCUCGGCACCAACCCAACAAAGAAAGAAAAGAAAAAUAUUUGCGAAAAUCGUGAACAGCACGCGACCCACACAACUAUAACUGUAAUCGACAUUUUAAUACGUUUUGCAUUCCCACUUUCUGGCGAGACUAGAAUACACGUGGUAGCACUUCAAACCAUUCGAAUAGAUUCUGACAUUGAAGAAAAGUUUAAAGAAUUUUGA